AUGAAUACAGCGGAUGCGCAGGACAUUCUUGGUUUAAGCAACAAUGCAGCAAAAGAUGAAAGCGUAAUUCCAGCUGGUGGUUUAACAGAUGUUGAUCGAAAGCAUAAGAAAUCACAUCGUAGCGAUGCGUAUUUCAAGCGACCAGAAGGUAUGCAUCGUGAAUUGUACAAUUUAUUAGAUCGAGAACGGAAUUUUGCUGCUCUCAUGCCAACAACUACCAAAAAUACUGGUUACUGUCAUCAGAAAGCUAGAAUUGGUAUGAGGCGUGUUCGACCAUGGGAAUGGACUCCGUUUGAGAAUGCUGCUCGUACCGAUGGCUUGAAAUUAAACCAUUGGAAACGUACGGAUAAACUGGAUGAUGUUUAUCCAUUUGCUAGAUUCAAUAAGGUCAUCAAUGUUCCAACAUUUACGGAUGCAGAAUACGACAAAUGUUUGAAUUCCGCAAAAUGGAGCAAAAGGGACACUGGCCAUUUAUUCGAUCUUUGUCGACGUUUUGAUUUAAGAUGGGUAAUCAUUGUGGACAGGUGGGAAGGUUCAACUCGUCGUACUAUGGAAGAGAUGAAGGAACGGUUUUAUAACGCUAUAAAUGAAUUAAAUGCACUGAGAAAUGAAAAUGUUGAUGCUCUAUAUUAUGAUGCGGAACAUGAAAAAAGGCGGAAGGAACAACUGAUAAAACAAUGGAAUCGUACAGAACAACAGAUCGAAGAGGAAGAAAUGUUGAUUGCUGAGUUAAAAAAAAUUGAGGUACGUAAACGGGAACGUGAAAGGAAAGCGCAAGAUCUCCAAAAACUAAUUACUGCAGGCGAAAGAACACCUGCAUCACCAUCAGUUUCCACUGUAACUGUUGUUCCCAGCUCCAGUAUGAAAAAGUCUCAUAAAUCUCGACUCCUCAAGAGUUCAUCUGUAUCAAAUCCUUCAGUUACUGCAUCCUACAUACAGGAUCAUUCAAAUCUGCGAUUUCCGGAAUUCCGAAGUGCUGGCGCACAUUUGAGAAGCCAAGAGAUGAAAUUACCAACUAAUAUAGGACAGAAAAAGUUGAAAAAUAUUGAAACUGUUAUUGAGAAGCUCAAACUUGAUUUGGUACCAUUCGGAGUGGCAGAUAUCGUGAAGGGUUAUAACGAAUUUCGGGCUCGUAUUGUACUCCUACAAGAACUGAAGCAUUCGUUGCAUUCAGCUGAAUUUGAAUUAGAGUCACUGAGAACACGUUAUAAUGCUUUAACUGGGAAGACUUUUGAUAUUGAGCCCAGAAUGAGAGUACGGACAGCAAGUGAAUCAAGUGUUACGGACACACCACAAUUAGGCACGGAGGGAGCACCAAUGACAAACCGAACAAUCACUGAUAUGAUUGAAUUGACUACAUCAUUACCGCAGACGAUGAGGAAACGCAAAGCACUAUCUUCAUCAACUUCUCCAUCGCCGGUAGAUAAUCGAAGGCUUCGGAAAUCGUGA
This is a messenger RNA of Cercopithifilaria johnstoni, 1449 nucleotides long. Lineage: Eukaryota; Metazoa; Nematoda; Chromadorea; Rhabditida; Onchocercidae. The record is from the annotation of a GenBank genome assembly.